Rhizophagus irregularis DAOM 181602=DAOM 197198 is the source of this 1125-nucleotide messenger RNA. RefSeq lists its product as uncharacterized. The record is from RefSeq and is a predicted model, not a curated record. NCBI's taxonomy places the organism in Eukaryota, Fungi, Glomeromycota, Glomeromycetes, Glomerales, Glomeraceae.
AUGUUUAAAUCUCAAAAUUUUUACAUCAUAUUGCUUCAAGCUUUAUGUUUGUUCUUUGGUAUAUUUUUCGGUCUAGGAUACCCUGAAAUAAAAAGAGCUGGAUAUAUUUCAACAAAUUGUACGAUCGAUGAUAAAACAAUAUUAUCAAAGUAUUGUUGCUAUAAGGAAUGUAGUUAUUGCGGAACAGCAAAUGCGCUAAUAGAUCCUAUAUGUUCAGUUCUAAUGUACGAAUGGAAUUCAAUACCACCUCAAACAUGUGCCAAAGCAGUAGCAACAAAUAGUUCGCUAGCAAAUGUUUGUCCUAUAAAUAAUAUAAGGGGGGAAUGUAAUGACGGAUAUUAUUGUUGUUCAGCACGUUGUGAUGCCCGUUGCUCAAGUUGUUAUAAUCGUUACUGUUGUAAGUUUACAUUUUGGCAUUCUUGUGAGAUAAUAUGUCCUACUUGUUACUCAGCUGUGCUCACGGUGAUAUAUCAAAAAAGUGAUAACUUGUUUUAUACAUCAAUAACAACAAAUAUUACUACAGAGUACCUUGAAAACAUAAAUGCUGUAGAACAAAUUCUUGAAAAAUACCCUAUUUCAUCUACGGUUCAGUGUUUCUAUAAUCCCAAAGAUCCUUUUCAAGUAUUAUUAGAUAUAAAUUUUACGGUAAAUACUUGGGUUGCAGUAGGCAUAACUGCUUCGUUUCCUAUAAUUGUACUUAUGUAUGGAACAUGGGAUUUAUUUAGUGAAAACACCACUAUAUUCCAGGGUUAUGAAUAUAGAGUAUUAAUAAUGGAAAUUGCACUAUGGUGUGGAACAAUUAUUCCACUUUUGCUCAUCUUAAUAGAUUUAAUACCAUUCACAAAUGGAAAAGUUCUUUGGACAUUGGCUGUAAUAGGUGUAGCAAUAGGGUGGGCACCUGUACAUACUGUUACUUGUAUGAGAACGCGUGAUUGGAGCUUUAUUUCUGCGUUUACAGUAACUACUAUUACAUGGAUUUUACCUUUCAUAAUGUUUUCUAUAAUCGCUAUAUACGCAUCCAAUACGGAUAUACAUACUUAUAUGUUAAUGUUAGCAAUAAUUACUAUCCCUUUAGGCGUCAAUAUUAUAAUAUUUGUAUUUUGGGACUUGUUUGAAAGGCUUUAA